AUGACUUCCACUCGCCAUAUAUACGACUCCAAGGCUGAAUCCAGCUCCAAGUACGAAGAGGGGGAUGCGACAGGGAAUGGUGUUUCCAAGACUUCCCGUCGCGUGCGCAGGUUGUACCAGAUUCACGUUGGGCAGCUGUUCGACUCAGUGGGACGCGUCUUGGUGAAGGAUCAAGUCGUGACUGUUGAUAGAGACAGGGGCAUCAUCAUAGACGUCUCUGACGAGCAGUUGAAGGACUGGGAAUGGGUUGUUGGGAAGGAGGAGGUCAACGUUUCAGUGGAGCGGAUCGACUUGGAGGGCUUGGUGUUGCUCCCAGGGUUCGUGGAUGUCCAUGUUCAUCUCUUUCUUCAUCCAUAUUCGGAGACUUCAUGGGAUGACCAGGUCACCAAAGAGAGUCUCUCUGAGCGCACUGUGCGUGCGACUGUUCACGCUCGAAGGACGCUUCUGGCUGGAUACACCACAGUUCGGGAUCUCGGCACUGAAGGCGCUCUUGAUGCAGAUAUUGGGCUACGGAAAUGUUUGGCUGGGCAGCACCCCAUGAUACCUGGACCGCGAUACUACUGCGCAACGCGAGCCAUUGUCACUACAGGGUCGUAUGGCCCUAAGAACACCUUGACACCUUCUCAACAAGGUGUAGACGGCAUGCGAGGAGCAGAACCUGCGGACGGUGUUGCCCAAUGCAUACAAGAAGUGCGCAAACAAAUAGGCGCUGGUGCUGAUUGGAUCAAGAUAUACGCUGAUUACCGGCCCAGAAGUCUCACUGCACCGGUCUCCUUUUCAACCGCGACGCGUUCCAUUGCGACGUUCCACGAGGAUGAAAUGAAAGCCAUGAUUAACACGGCGCAUGCAUUGGGAGUCAAGGUCGCCGCCCACGCGAGUACUUUCGGUGCAAUCAAAAAUGCAGUUGCCCUAGGUGUCAAUAGUAUUGAGCAUGGUGGUCAAAUCUGCCUGGGUGAAGAAGAGGACGAAGAGGAACUGGAGAAUGGCACUGGCGUAACCGAGCUUCUCGAAGAGCUCGUAAAACCAGGAGGAAAUACGUUCUUCGUCCCAACGGUUGCCGUGUACUACACCAUCCAGCAAAGCGGGACUGUGUAUGGCAACCAGCAAUGGGAAAUGGCGAAAAGAACCUUUGAGGCGGCCCUCAGUGUUGACUCGUCACAAUUUGACACAUCCAACGCCACUUAUUUGGAUGGCGAAAAACCCGAUUUGAACAUCGCAUGUGGUGGAGACACAGCUGUGUUUCCUCAUGGCCAAAAUGCACUAGAAAUGUCACUGAUGCGUAAAUUGGGGGCAAGUUGGGAGAGGGUUCUUGGAUGGGGGACGUACAGUGGCUGGAAAUGCGUUCGCGGAAUGGAGUGGGAGGGUGUCAAAGGAAAGAAGAAACUUGAGCGCCUUCAAGCUCGAGAAAAGAAUAGGAAAUUCAAUCUGAGUGGUGGCGACGAGAAAGGUGGAGGUAAAGAAGACUUAGAUUUGGAUCGUGGAGUGCCAUUUGGCGCUAUUCGAGUCGGCUGGGCUGCAGAUCUCAUUGGAAUACAGGGGAAACUCGAUGGAACACCUGAAGAUUUUGAGGAAGCUGUCAUGCGAGGCGUUCAAUUUGUGAUGAAAGGGGGCGUUAUAUACAAGAAAGAUGGGAAGGAGGUUCUUCAAAUCUGA
This is a messenger RNA of Psilocybe cubensis, 1653 nucleotides long. RefSeq lists its product as uncharacterized. Gene Ontology annotation, molecular function: hydrolase activity, acting on carbon-nitrogen (but not peptide) bonds. Lineage: Eukaryota; Fungi; Basidiomycota; Agaricomycetes; Agaricales; Agrocybaceae. The record is from RefSeq and is a predicted model, not a curated record. The coding region runs from base 1 to 1653 and encodes 550 amino acids. The transcript is spliced from 5 exons.